Messenger RNA from Grus americana (Whooping crane), 592 nucleotides. RefSeq names its product placenta-specific gene 8 protein-like. Bases 120 to 455 code for a protein of 111 amino acids. The record is from RefSeq and is a predicted model, not a curated record. Gene Ontology annotation, biological process: positive regulation of transcription by RNA polymerase II. NCBI's taxonomy places the organism in Eukaryota, Metazoa, Chordata, Aves, Gruiformes, Gruidae. The transcript has 5 exons.
UCGCCAGGGAGCACCCAGAGCAUAUAAAGGAUGAGAACCAGGAAAAGGACGCACCUCCUGGGACAAGGGUGGCUUGGCAGACCACAAACUGCCUGGAGUGACCCCACCCCACGCUGGCAAUGGCAUCUCACCACGUGAUCACGGUCCAGCCCCAGUUUUCGGCUGCCCCACGGUCAGGCGAGUGGCAGUCAGGGCUGCUGGACUGCUGCUCUGACUGUGGCGUGUGUAUUUGCGGAGCCUUCUGCUUCACCUGCCUGGGGUGCCAAGUGGCUGGGGACAUGGACGAGUUCUGCCUGUGCGGUCCCAGUGUGGCCAUGAGGACGCUCUACCGCACCAGAUACAACAUCCCGGGCUCCAUUCUGGGUGACUGGAUCUCCAUCAUGUGCUGCCCCAUGUGUGCGCUCUGCCAGCUGAAGAGAGACAUCAACCGGCGGAAGGAGCUGGGCAUGUUCUGAUGCCACCAUCCUUGCUGCACCCUGCGGAGCCACUGUGGGCAGGAGUCGCCACUGCCCUGGCCCUUGGGAAACAAACCACGGGAGGGUUGCCUUGAUCGUGGUUGAUUUCCUCUUCCCUGGGUAACACCAGCAAUAAA